Molecule: messenger RNA, 5968 nt
Organism: Manacus vitellinus (golden-collared manakin)
Lineage: Eukaryota; Metazoa; Chordata; Aves; Passeriformes; Pipridae
Gene: MTHFD1L
Product: methylenetetrahydrofolate dehydrogenase (NADP+ dependent) 1 like
Exons: 28
Coding region: 1-2958 (985 amino acids)
Biological process (GO): tetrahydrofolate interconversion
Cellular component (GO): mitochondrion; cytosol
Molecular function (GO): formate-tetrahydrofolate ligase activity; methylenetetrahydrofolate dehydrogenase (NADP+) activity; ATP binding
Source: RefSeq, a predicted model, not a curated record
AUGGUGAUUUUUUGUUGCAAAAAAGCGGAAGCGAAAGCGGCCGAGCGCCGGGGCGGGGAGCGGGGCGAGAGGGCAGGCGGUGCUCCAGCUCCGCCCGCCCCUCGCCUCCGCUCCGUCCGCGCCGCUGCUGCACCGCCGCUGCCGAGCCGCUCCGGAGGGAUGAGGGAGCGCGGCGCUGCGGCGCUGCCUGGCCUCGGCGCUCCCGCGCCUGCCCGCCCGAGCCGCGGGCUGUGCGGGCGGCACCCCCGGGGUGGCGGCGCGGCGGCGGCCCGCAAAAUCACCGAGAAUGCAAAGAAAUCCUUGGCCUCUCUUAAGAGACAAAACCCUCAGCUUGAGCCAACACUUGCCAUUGUUCAGGCACAUAAUGAUCAUUUGAUUCAAGAAGCAAACAAGAACUUUGCCAAAGAGGUUGGUCUACGCAUUAUUCACAUCUGUCUCCCUGAAGGCAGCAGCAAGGAUGAGAUUGUCAGUGAAAUCUUGAGACUUAAUGAGGAUCCUAACGUGCAGGGCCUUGCCCUUGACCUCCCAGAAAGCUUAUGUAGCAGUAAGGUAUUAAAUGCUGUGAAACCAGAGAAGGAUGUGGAUGGAUUAUCCAGUGUAAACCUAGGACACUUAGUAUGUGGUGAUGUCUAUGAUUGUCUAGUUCCUCCUACAGUGUGUGCAGUGAUGGAGCUUCUUGAAAAUCUAGGUGGAAAGACGGUGCUGCUGGUGGGAGCUGGUGGGGCAGUGGGUGCUGCCCUGCAGAGCAUGCUGCAGAGGGAGGGAGCAGUGAUCGUCAGCUGCCCGUGGAAAGCCCCACAGCUGCAGAGUGAGCUUCGUCACGUGGAUGUGGUGGUAUUUGGCAGUAUGAAACCCGAUGAUGUUCCUGUGAGCGGGAUAAAGCCUGGAACCACCAUUAUCAGUUGUUCUCAUGACAUGCUGUCAGAGAAACGCAACUAUGGUCAGCAAAACACCUCUGCUGCAGAAAACGCUGUUGGUUCUCUUGCAAUAGCAAUGAGAAUGCAGAACAUGGUAAAAACCAUGGAGCGAUGGAUCCAGUCCCAUCAGUACAGGAAGUGGAACCUGCACUGCUUGAAACUGCAGCCCCUCUCCCCAGUGCCCAGUGAUAUUGAGAUUUCCCGAGCACAGAGUCCAAAAGCUGUUGAUGUACUUGCCAAGGAGAUAGGAUUGCUUACAGAUGAAAUUGAGAUCUAUGGUCAAACCAAAGCCAAAGUACGUUUGUCCCUGCUGGAAAGGUUAAAGGAUCAACCAGAUGGAAAAUAUGUUCUAGUUGCUGGAAUAACCCCAACACCCCUAGGAGAGGGGAAAAGCACAGUCACAGUUGGUCUCGUUCAGGCACUUACUGCACACCUUAAAAUUAAUUCCUUUGCUUGUCUGAGACAACCUUCUCAAGGACCUACAUUUGGAGUUAAAGGUGGAGCAGCUGGUGGUGGAUACGCUCAAGUGAUCCCCAUGGAGGAGUUCAAUCUUCAUUUGACUGGAGACAUUCAUGCUAUAACUGCUGCAAAUAAUUUGCUGGCUGCUGCUAUUGAUGCUAGGAUCUUGCAUGAAAACACUCAGUCUGAUAAGUCUUUGUAUAAUAGGCUGGUUCCAGUAGUUAAUGGCAUGAGAGGAUUUUCUGCUAUUCAGCUUGCCCGUCUGAGAAAGCUGGGAAUAAACAAGACUGAUCCCGAGACUUUAACAGAAGAGGAGAUCAGCAAAUUUGCACGCCUUGAUAUUGACCCAUCUACCAUAACGUGGCAAAGAGUGGUGGAUACAAAUGACAGAUUCCUGCGCAAAAUAACAAUUGGACAGGCAAGUACAGAGAAAGGAUUUGUCCGUCAGGCUCAGUUUGAUAUUGCUGUUGCAAGUGAAAUUAUGGCCAUCCUGGCACUUACCACCAGCCUUCAAGAUAUGAGAGAGAGACUGGGGAAAAUGGUGGUGGCUAAUGGCAAGAAAGGAGAACCAGUUACAGUGGAGGAUUUGGGAGUAACAGGUGCUUUGGCAGUUUUGAUGAAAGAUGCAAUUAAGCCCACGCUAAUGCAGACAUUAGAGGGAACACCAGUAUUCGUUCACGCUGGACCUUUUGCUAACAUUGCACAUGGAAAUUCCUCUGUUUUGGCAGAUAAAAUUGCCCUUAAAUUAGUUGGAGAGAAAGGAUUUGUAGUAACUGAAGCUGGCUUUGGUGCUGACAUUGGGAUGGAGAAAUUCUUCAACAUCAAAUGCAGGGCAUCUGGCUUGUUUCCCAGUGUGGUUGUACUUGUUGCUACAGUGAGGGCUUUGAAGAUGCAUGGAGGUGGGCCAAAUGUAACUGCUGGUGCCCCCUUGAAGAAAGAAUACACAGAAGAGAACCUCCAGCUGGUAGCUGAUGGCUGCUGUAAUCUACAGAAACAGAUUCAAAUUACUCAACUCUUUGGAGUUCCUGUUGUGGUUGCUCUAAAUGUCUUCAAAACCGACUCUCCUGCUGAGGUUGAUCUGGUGUGUAAGAUUGCAAAGCAGUCUGGAGCAUUUGAUGCUGUACCCUGCAAUCACUGGUCAGCUGGUGGUAGAGGAGCAGUAAAAUUAGCUCAAGCUGUGGAAAAGGCGGCCAAUCAGAAAAACAGUUUCAAAUAUCUCUACAACUUGGAGCUUCCCAUUGUUGAAAAAAUAAGGAUCAUUGCUCAGAAGGUGUACGGAGCUCAGGAUAUAGAGUUGUCUCCUCUUGCGCAGUCACAAGUUGAUCGUUACACCCGGCAGGGAUUUGGAAAUCUUCCCAUUUGUAUGGCAAAAACUCAUCUGUCCCUCUCCCAUCAGCCUGAGAGGAAGGGUGUUCCCACCGGUUUCAUUUUGCCGAUUAGCGAUGUACGAGCCAGUGUUGGAGCUGGAUUCAUCUACCCUUUGGUAGGAACGAUGAGCACCAUGCCAGGACUUCCCACAAGGCCAUGUUUCUAUGACAUCGACCUUGACCCCAUCACAGAACAAGUGGAAGGAUUGUUUUGAGAGUGAGGUCCAAAUUCAGAAGCCUGAAAACUCAGAGCUACAACUUUCCUGUUUCCUGCAAGUAGGAGACAAAAAUGAAUCUGAAAUAUUCCUGUUAUGUGUCUCUGGAGGAAUGUCAAGAUAGACCAAAGAGCAAAAGUUUACUCCUUCUUCAAACUAGUUUUUAUGAUGAAAUAUAGCUUUAGGGUUAAAAAAAAAAAAAAAAAUCACAAAAAAAGACCAGCAAGCUGAAGUUUUACUCACUGUCAUGCAGGAAACACUCUACUGGGGUUUAUGCUUGUUUGUGGAUAAAAUGACAUUGAAAAUGAGCAGUUUUUCAACUUGGAGUUUUCCUCUUUUCUCAGAAGAGUUUACAGAAGUAUUUCCUUUAUCUUGGCUAUCUAAAAACUUGUGUAAACCCGAUUAUGCUGUGUGACCAAGCCUAUUUCUCUCUGAAAAGUACGCUUUUGCUCCUGGCAUUCAGGAGCUGAAGCUACACACAGAUUAACUGCACAUUUUUGAGUUAUCAUCAAAUGUUGCUCUGGAUGCAUUUGGGCAGCAGCCAAGCUUCGAGCAAGGAAGAUAUUAAACAGACAAAGAACAGAGAAUGUAUUUUGUAAAAGUUUUUUAAUAUAUAAUUUGUUUCCUUGUUGGGCAAAGAUCUUUUGAAACACUUAAGCCAUAGCUGUCUUGUAUCCAUAGGUCUGUCUUUAUCCAAAGCAUGUGUUACAGGCUGUCCAGCUGAUUAUGUGGUUGUUGUGGUGACGCUGAUUGUUCAGAGAGGGCACUACUCCUUCUGAAGCACUGUUUUGCUCCCGUUCAUGGUUAAUGAAGCCUCCUGCUGUGCUGGCUCCCGACUAGAGUUUUUCCCUAGCAGUACACAACGCCCAGUAACAACAGAGGAACGUCCAUCAAGCAGGGAUGCAACAGGGCACAGCUUUGUGUGCUUCAUUUUGCAGGUUUUAACCACCAUACUUGCAAAACUGGAGGGUAUUUUUAUUUGAAGGGGGUAUUCAAACAAGCUGAAUUGUAAACCGUGUUCUUAAAUUUACCUCAGUAACUUACCUUUCCUGGUUUUUCCUAAACCUGAAGCAAAACAAGCCUUAGGCAUAGGAUACUGCAUUUAGCUUUCCAAGCCGCUACUCCUCAGGAAACUCUCGCUCACUGAUUGUUGGUUCCUUCAAUAACAAAAAAUGCAGCAGAACAAUAGGGUGAAUCGAGACAAUAGGCCAUUGUUUUUUUAGGUAAAAAGCAGUGAAAUAAUGAUGAGAGAGUUUAUUUUCCUGAUGACGUUUUCCAUCCUGUCGCUUUGCUCUGCUUACGCACAUCUGCAUGUUAUGGGCUUUUGCAGUGUAGUUUUGGUUCCCUUCUACAGAGCCACAUUUGGAGACUUAAUUAUCUCAGGAACUCUGUAGUAAUUGAGGGGUUUGUUUUGGUUUUUAAAAUCAUGCUUCGUUAUUUAUAAACUCAAGACUAUAAUUACGGACAGUAGAGCAAACUGGGGGCAAUUAAUUAUCUGUGCCUUCCCUGGAGUAGCACGGAAAUGUCUGUUGAUUGCAUUUUAGUGCUAUUCAUAGCAUGGACCUCCAACACUAUGGGGAUUGCUGUGAAGAUAAAUUUAAAUGUAAAAACUAGAGCAAUUUGAUAUUUUAUCCUUAUUAGACAAUAGAGCUCAUAAUGGCCUAGACUGUGGAUGCUUUAAUUACACUGGGACUGCAUGACAAACAUGAUAAGUAGAAAGUAAGAUUCAGGUGUGGCUCUCACAGCUGCUGGGAAGAAACAUUUCUGAUAUAGUCUAUUAAACUGUGCAACAAAAUACAACCAUGCUCUUUAUACACAUAGCAGCAUUGUUAAUUAGUCUUGCACACAUUGAGCUAUCCAGCCAAGAAAUAGCCAAAGAGUUUUGGAAGAAAAUAAGUGUGGUUUCUGGACAUAGUUUUCCUAGUAGCAUCCUUACAAGAAAAAGAAAUAAGGUUUUCCCUCCAUCUUGUCCAGAGAAAUUCAGAAAACCGUAAUCGUGCCUUACUAGGGGUCACUGUGGUUCCCCUGCAGGUGCACUGGAAUUAUCCCCAUUCAGUGUGGGAUACUAAAUGUGGCACUAGCUGACUGCCUUGUGAAGCUUCCAUAUGGAUGUGGAUGUCUAAGCAAAACGUUUUAUAAGUCACCUCAAACUGCUGCUUGAUACCUUCUGUAGUGGCAUCUCCAUAUUAUCCCUUCAGGCCACGCACACUGAGAUUGUUUAUCUGACCCAUCAGUCUCUCCCUAAAACACCAUUCCAGCUCAUUUAGUUGAGAGUUGACAAACACCCUGUGCUUUUUCUACUAUUAUGUGCACAGGAUUUGUUAUUUUGUUUAGAUAGCUUCAGUAAUUCAAGAAAGGUGGAAUGGCCCUCUCUUCUUUGACCAUAGCUUUUCUCCCACCCCAUCUAGUUUAACUAGCUGCAAAAAUCUCUCAAGCUGUUACAUUUUUGGUCCUUUGUCAUGAUGCAAAGCAUUGAGCUAUUGGCCACCAGCUAACCUGCAGAAACUGCCACAGUAUAUUUCCUGGGACUCCCCUGAUACUGAGGCCUUCAUCCAGAAGAGUUUAAAAUGAAAUCUUUUUAAUAUCAGUGUUAUUGUUAGGUUUAUCACUUGUUACAUGGAUGUGACUGUAGGUAUGGGACCCCUACCUUUGCAUCUACAGUGAGCAAUGUUAUCACAUGGCAGAACCAGGGCUUGAUAAGGCAGGUCGCCAUGCUUAUCCCUGCAUUUGCUAAAGUGUUUUAAGUACCAUGUGGUUGUUUAUUAUCAGAAGAUCUGCUUUUUGUUGUGGCUCAAUACUUUGCUACUGCUGAACUACUUCUGUAAUGACAUUGAAAUACUUCAGACUACAUGCAACUGGUUUCAGUCAUUUGUAUUCUAAAAUUCAAAAUCCCAGAAUUUCAGUUGCCAUAAACAUGAAAAUAAAGUCUGUGUGUGUACUAAUGUUUAGUUCGCACACGUGGUGUCUGUCUGAAGUCUGAAUUAAUUAAUAAAAUACAUCCAUUAUUUAA